CAGACGCGUGACAGCCACGUACCGUGACAUCGUCACGAUGUGUCACAUGAACGCGCCGUGGCGUCGGUCGCGUCGAGUCGCAUCCUGCGGCUUGUCCUGCGGUGGUUUGUUCUUCUUGACAUCACAACCUGCUGGCUCUCAACGCGCCACAUUACUUCUUGACGGAUUAUAAUGGCGUCGUUCUCAGGCGGCUCUUCCGCCUUUGGCAUCAAGCCAGCUAACCAGACCGGGAGCUCGCUCUUUGGGCAACCCAAUCAAUCCAACCCGCAGGGAUCUCUCUUUGGCAGCACAAACACGCAGCAGCAGAACACGGGCCUGGGCGCGUUCGGCUCACAGCCCCAAACACAGAACCAGGGUCCUGCAGCGGGCUCGUCCCUCUUUGGCAUGCCACAGGGCCAGAACCCGAACCAGCAGCAAAAUCAGAACCAACCUGCGCAGGGAACGGGCUUGUUCGGAGGUAAUGCUUACGGGCAGUCGCAACAGCCGGCCCAGCAGCCUGGUCAGUCUACGGGGCUGUUCGGCCAGACGAAUACCCAGCAGCAAGCACCAUCCAGUGGCCUGUUCGGGCAGUCAAAUACGAAUACAAAUCAGCCUGCGCCCUCGGGUGGAUUGUUUGGACAGUCGAACGCCAACAAUCAGCAGCAAGCGCCAUCGGGGGGCCUGUUUGGGCAGUCGAACGCGAACAACCAGCAGCAAGCGCCGUCGGGGGGCCUGUUUGGACAACCCGCAGCGAAUACGCAACAGGGCAGCACAUUGGGCUCAUCCCUAUUCGGGAACACGCAGAACCAACCUCAGCAACCUCAGCAACAGAGUUCCUAUAAUCUCGGUGCUUUCGGUUCAAGUACAACUGGGCCGACCUUGGGUCAGUCGACAGGCUUGGGCGCGCUUGGUGGGGCGAAACCUGGUGGAGGCUUCGGUGCAUCUACACUAGGGUCCUCACUAUCGACAGCCCAAGCGUCCGGUGUACCCCCCUUCACGAAGUCGACAAAGUUCAACGACCUCCCUGAUGGCCUGAAGAAGACCUUCGAGGACAUUGACACGUUCAUACAGGGUCGUGUUCAGAUCAGCAAUGAUCUGAAGCAGCGGAAAUUGGGUGAGGAGGCAACGAAAGGUCAGGAUGAUGUUCGAGCAGUACACAAGGAACUCGUCAACGCUAUCACUACCCUCCACUCCGAUGUCAUGCACAUGCGAGAUCUGAAGGCGAAGGUGAACCAGACCGUCCAGGACACCAUCGUCGCGACACACAUCGUCGAUGGCUUCCGCAAUCCACAACAACACGGUGCCUACUUGAAGAGUCACGCGAACUUCCCAUUAGAGUUCUUUAUGCGUGUGACGGAACAAAUGGCUGAGCGGCUACGAUGGUACAAGACAACUAUCGAGCAAAUCGAGCGGAAGCUCUCUUCUGCAGCCGCGCAAUCACAGCAGACUCCACAGGCCAUCUCGACCACACUAGGGGCACAGCAUGCAACGUUCGUCGCACUCGCGAGCAAGACCGCCGCGCUGAACGCGGAGCUACAGAAGAUCAAGAUGCUCUACACGCAACUCUGGCGCCAAAAGACGGGCAGCAUGCGUGAUCCGUUUAAUGAGCUCGAUAGAGGCAGCACCGCCGAGUUCGGGCUCGAGAGCAUCCGCGCGUGAAUUUGUAUCGGACUAUAUGGAUGGCGACGGCGUUUGCAGCAUUGUAUUGAUAGUCAUGACCUUUACCGCGUCGGCCGAGGUCUUUCAUCUCACUCUGCCCGCAUUACCCGCAGCGAGCCCCGCGCCGUUGUAGGACAAAGCGAUGCAUCACAGCUUUCUCCUGGUCGACUCCCGAGGAUCCUGUCUGCGGAUCGCUACGGACCGUGGAUCAACCCAGGAACGCCGUUGCUCAAACGCGCCCAAUCGAUGUCACCGAUAAGUACGGCGCGCAACACAUAAUGCCAC
Rhodofomes roseus is the source of this 1923-nucleotide messenger RNA. RefSeq lists its product as uncharacterized. Gene Ontology annotation, cellular component: nuclear pore. The transcript is spliced from 9 exons. Gene Ontology annotation, biological process: nucleocytoplasmic transport. Gene Ontology annotation, molecular function: structural constituent of nuclear pore. NCBI's taxonomy places the organism in Eukaryota, Fungi, Basidiomycota, Agaricomycetes, Polyporales, Fomitopsidaceae. The record is from RefSeq and is a predicted model, not a curated record. Bases 172 to 1638 code for a protein of 488 amino acids.